UGCCGUUAGGGUGUAGGUUUUGGUUUUUAGGAGGCACAUUUUGGGGCGCUGUUUUGCUUCCCCUUCGGCGUGCCGUGCGUCCCCGGCCCUUCAGGCGGGUUCGGCAGGUUUUUCCCGCUGUCCUCGCUGAGGAAGCCGUUGGUACCGCCGCGGCCCACUUGGCCUUGUUCCUCCCUCUCGUCUACUACCGGGAUACGGAAGAUACCUUCCCUGCGGUUCCUCCCUCUCAGUCCAUGGCACGGCAGGCAGCUCCCUGGGCGGCAGGGAGACAGAGAAUGGGGGCAGGGAAAAUGCCAUAUAAGAAGGCGACUGCUGGAAAAAGAGCCCCUGCAAAAAGGAAACUUGCUGAAUUAUUUGGUCUGGGAGAGGUUCUAACAGAUACUUCAAGAAAAGAAUGGAAAUUAGGUGUCCCUAUAGGGCAAGGAGGCUUUGGACGCAUAUACCUUGCUGAUGCUAAUUCUUCAAAGCCGGUUGGCAGUGAUGCACCUUACAUUGCAAAAGUGGAACCCAGCCAGAAUGGACCUCUUUUUACUGAGUUAAAGUUCUACAUGCGAGCUGCUAAGCCAGAUGAAAUUCAUGGGUGGACUAAGUCCCAUAAACUGCAGUAUUUAGGUGUACCAAGAUACUGGGGUUCUGGCUUGCAUGAAAAAAAUGGAAACAGUUACCGAUUUAUGGUAAUAGACCGAUUUGGCAGAGAUCUUCAGAAGAUAUAUGAAGAGAAUGGAAAGAAAUUUUCCCAUAAAACUGUGCUGCAGCUAGGCUUGAGAAUACUUGAUAUCCUGGAAUACGUCCAUGAGCAUGAGUAUGUGCAUGGAGACAUCAAGGCCUCAAACCUUCUCCUGAGUUACAAGAACCCUAAUCAGGUGUACUUGGUGGAUUAUGGACUUGCCUACCGAUACUGUCCUGAAGGAGUUCACAAGGUAUAUAAAGAAGAUCCCAAAAGGUGUCAUGAUGGAACUAUUGAAUAUACCAGUAUUGAUGCACACAAGGGUGUAGCACCGUCAAGACGUGGUGAUCUGGAGAUUUUGGGUUACUGUAUGAUUCAUUGGAUUAGUGGCCAUUUACCAUGGGAGGAUAAUUUGAAAGAUCCAGAUUUUGUCAGAGACUCAAAAAUUGGCUGUAGAGAUAUCUCAGUUUUGAUGGACAAAUGCUUUCCUGACAAAAACAAACCAAAUGAAAUAGCCAAAUACAUGGAAAAGGUGAAACUACUGAGCUAUGAAGAGAAACCUGUUUAUCAGCAUUUCCGAGAAAUACUUCUGCAAGGGCUUAAGGCCAUUGGGCAAAAAGAUGAUGGAGUACUUGACUUUGGCUUGUCAGAGAAUGGAGACUUGCAAACAAAACCCACACAAAAGAAAAAGAGAAAGGCAGCAGAUAAAAAGGCAGCAGCUGCAGCCAGUGAGGACACUGAAGCAGAAAUGGAAGUUACAGGAAGCCCGGAAAAAAAGAAACCUACUACUGCUUUUAAUGCGGUAGCUACCAGAACCCGGAAUAUGACCUCACCAAAAUCCAAGAAAGGUACAGAAACCAGAAAGAGAGUCCAGAAGUAAAUAGAUGGAAUAAUAAAUUAAGUUAAUCACUUCUGGGUUUUUGCCAGCUACUAUAGCACUGGAGACUUUUUCUUUCCUUUUUAAAUGAUGAAUCCUAUAAAAACACGACAACUGUUUGUACCUGGUUUUGAAGAAUAAAUGUUGUAUGAAAAUA
Melopsittacus undulatus (budgerigar) is the source of this 1701-nucleotide messenger RNA. RefSeq names its product VRK serine/threonine kinase 1 (gene VRK1). Gene Ontology annotation, molecular function: protein serine/threonine kinase activity; ATP binding. The transcript has 13 exons. NCBI's taxonomy places the organism in Eukaryota, Metazoa, Chordata, Aves, Psittaciformes, Psittaculidae. The coding region runs from base 234 to 1547 and encodes 437 amino acids. Gene Ontology annotation, biological process: peptidyl-serine phosphorylation; signal transduction. The record is from RefSeq and is a predicted model, not a curated record. Gene Ontology annotation, cellular component: cytoplasm; nucleus.